This is a messenger RNA of Arabidopsis lyrata subsp. lyrata, 1575 nucleotides long. Its product is annotated as trihelix transcription factor ASIL2. Bases 541 to 1305 code for a protein of 254 amino acids. Gene Ontology annotation, molecular function: transcription cis-regulatory region binding. Gene Ontology annotation, cellular component: nucleus. The record is from RefSeq and is a predicted model, not a curated record. The transcript is spliced from 2 exons. Lineage: Eukaryota; Viridiplantae; Streptophyta; Magnoliopsida; Brassicales; Brassicaceae.
CGUUAAAAAAAACAUAAAUUUUCUUAUUAUUCUAUAACAUUUCUUUCCAAUUAUGACAUUAAAAACUACUAUACCAAAACUAAUACGACCUCAUCUUUUGUAUUCUUUCCUAGAAUACACAAAAUAUACGUUUAAGAUUUCCUAUAAUGACAUGAGCUGAUGAGAUUCUAGCCCUAAUCAUUAAUCCAAAUCGCUUAAACGUUAUUAUCAAUCACUAUAAGUUUAAUAAUGUAAUCUAUCAUCAUUACCCAUAGAAACGCAUUAAAAGAAGCUUGACAUCGACCAUACUAGUAAGUAGGACUCAAAUUUAUGACUAAACCGGUUAUUGAAAACCGGUUUCAGGUAUGAGUGAUUGAAUCGGUUAGCAGAGGUAGGAGAAAGAAGAUAAUCGCCGUUGCUGACGUCACCGCCGGUAAUCAAAAUCUCUCCUUUAACCGUAAUUUCUCUUUAACUUUACCAAAAAUCCGAUCCAACAGAAAUUCUUAUCCUAAGCCUCAUUCUCCACCGCGCACGUUAGCCUCCUCUCCUCCCCCCUCCGAGAUGGAGACGACGCCGGAGACUCAGUCCAAGACUCACCAGAGCGGGUCUAACCGUCUACCGGCGGGAAGAGAGGAUUGGUGGAGCGAAGACGCGACGGCGACAUUGAUCGAAGCUUGGGGAGAUCGUUACGUCAAUCUCAACCGUGGGAAUCUCCGGCAAAACGAUUGGAAAGAAGUCGCCGACGCCGUUAAUUCUAGCCACGGGAAUGGCCGGCCAAAGACCGACGUGCAGUGCAAAAACCGGAUCGAUACGUUGAAGAAGAAGUACAAAACUGAAAAGGCGAAACCUUUAUCGAAUUGGUGCUUCUUUGAUAGACUCGAUUUCUUAAUCGGUCCGGUUAUGAAGAAAUCGUCCGGUGGCGUUGUUAAAUCGGCUUUUAUGAACCCUAAUUUGAAUCCUACUGGAUCUAAAUCAACUGGAAGCUCUCUUGACGACGAUGAUGAUGAUGAUGAUGAUGACGAAGAAGAUGAUGAUGAUGCGGGUGAUUGGGGAUUUGUGGUGAGGAAGCAUCGUAAAGUUGAAGAUGUAGAUCCGAGUGAAGGAUCAGCCUUUAGGGAAUUAGCGAGGUCGAUUCUGAAGUUAGGGGAAGCGUUUGAAAGAAUCGAGGGUAAGAAGCAACAGAUGAUGAUUGAAUUGGAGAAGCAGAGAAUGGAAGUUGCAAAGGAGCUUGAGUUACAACGAAUGAAUAUGUUGAUGGAGAUGCAAUUGGAGCUUGAGAAAUCUAAACUUGGGAAACGAAGAGCUGCUUCAGGUAAGAAGUUGUAGGAUUAUAGAUUGUGGAGGAGUUACUGUGAUAAAGCAAGGAGCAAUGGUUGGAUUUAAAGCUCAUACGAAUUGGAGAAGAUGUUAUUAUUAUUAAUCUUUAGGUUUUCUUAAGUUAUAGCGAUGCUUUUUCUUCUUCUUUUUCAUUUUUCUUCUUUAGCAUUGUAGAGUACAUUGGUAGUAGCAAUACGGAUUACCGAAAGAACUCUCAUAGUAUCUGACAUAUCAAGAUGUACUUUUGUGAAGUAUCAAUGUAUGAUGGUUUGUGUAUCA